GAUAUCGUAGCUACGAACCUUUAACAAAGCAAAGCACAGCUUGAAGGGAGCGUGUAGCGAGCACGGGGCUUCUGGGAAACGUAGUUCCUCGGUAAAAAGUCAGUGUUUCGUCAUCAUCGGGUCAUGUAGCUAGCUGCUAGCUGCUAACAACACAUCGCAUCAGAGUCUGCCGGUGUUUGUGGUUGCAGAGAUGGAGGGGGAGAGGAGCGGAGAGGACACGGUGUCAGACUACCUGGGUCAGAACCCAGAGCUGGCCCAGUGGGUGGAAACCCUCAGGACUUACUGUGAGAGCAACAAGCAGUGGGUCGCUCGGAGGGAGUUCAUCCUGAGAAACAUGGAGGCCUUCCCCACCGUGGAGCCCGGGGUCCCCAGCAGCAGUCUGGACAGGCUGCUCUCUCUGUCCACGGUCUGGGCCAAUCACGUCUUCCUCGGCUGCAGUUAUCCACCGGCUGUGAUGGACAAGAUCAAGGAGAUGGGAGAGGGGAUUGUUGUAGAAGAUCCUCCAGUUCACAAGACGACAAAAGAUCAGUCCACGGCCAAAGGAAAGCGAAGUGAGAGCGACGCUGACGGCUGCGUGAAAAGAGCCAAAUGUGGGACUAAUGAGCUCGACGGUCGAGGCGCAGCGUGGCCGGUGAGUCAGAAAGCAGGACCUGCUCCACAUGCUCCAGCCGAGCACCAGCCCUUCUUCAACCGCCUCUACAAGGCCGUGGCGUGGAAGUUGGUAUCGGCGGGGGGCUUCGGUCCCAACCAGGACCAUUUUGAAAUCCUUCGUAGCUGUGUGGAGUCAUGUAAAGAGACCGUGACCUGCGUGUUUGUGCCGUUGAAGGACAUCGCAGGCCUCCCUGCAGCUCGCACACAGAAGGAAGGCCACGUGUGUGAAGUCCGCUGUCAGUCUGUCUACAUGGGAACAGGAUACGGGCGGGAUGAGGCCGCUGCCAAGGCCAUGGCUUCCAAAGAAGCUCUCAAAGUCUUUCAGGGACGGAAAGUGACAGUAAAGAUCUGCAGGCGGAGGUACAAAGGGAAAGAUGUGGAGGAUUUGAUGUUGUUUGACGAACAGCCUCGGAGUCAGGGCUUUCCUCCUGCUCUCAGCUACCCGUUUGAGGACGAGCAGCUGGACGAGCAGCUGGACAAGCAGCUGGACGGCACUUCUUCAUAAAGAGACAGAGAGACAGACUGACAUUCGCUGUGAUCCCAGGUGGAGAAUUAACAAGUGGCAUUUCUUUACUGAAGCAACUGAAGGAUUUCACGAUGUGUUGGGACCAGACUGUUACACAGAGUCUUAAAGUAACGGAGCAUUAACGAUCACACUUUACUGUGGUAUCAAUAUACUUUGACAAACACCAAUAAAACUUUUAAAUCCGCAAAGAAAACAACAAUCUUACACUGAACUUACUUCAUUUCAACCUCUUUCAGUUUGAUGAAGUUUUACUGACAUCAGACUGUGGAACAACGUGUGUGCCAUCCUUUAAUAGUCAAACAGACACUGGAAAAAAGCUCAACUGCCAGUUUCUCAGUUAGAAUAACGGCGGCUUGAAAUUCCACCUUAACAUCCCAGGAGAACAUGUUGCAUUACGUUGAUAUGAUUUCUGUCCCAGUGCUUCUAGAAUGACAGUACCUUGUAUAAGAAGUAGCCCGUGUACGGUAUGUAUAUAUAAAUCUAUAUUUCAUUGCAGUUCUUAUUGGUUCUGAGGAUUUCGUGUUUGCACCGACAGUGAGUUUUUUUUAAUUCUCCAAACUGUUGUUGAUAACUUCAGUUUGUUCAGAUUUCCUCCGCUCACUCAGGAACGGGGAAAAGGUCCCAUUAACAAAUAUCACUUUUUUAUUGUUUUUUACAGUUUUGACUUUCCUCCGCGGUUCAGAUUCUGGCAUCAGGAUACAAAAUAAUCCAUCUGUUGUAAAAUGAUGGACACGUCUUUAGAGUUCGUACCAGCAAAGAGGACAAACAAACUCAAAUGGAUUUUGACUGAAAGUGACAUCAUUAUUUCUUGUAGUUCCAUUAACCCUUGAAUUUCAGGGUUUUCUCUUGAAACAGGUUGAAGUUGCAUUUUUACUCUUCAUGACUCGCACUUUAUUUGCUUUAGGGCAGAACUGGACUGUGAGGACAAGAAUCCGAAGUUGAAAUAAACUGAUUGAAAGGAGUUCAGUUUUAAUCAGCUUAUUGAAAACAUGCUACACAUUCUUUAAGGUUUGUUUUAGUUUGUGCAGUUUUCAUGUUCUUCUCUAAAACGUGGCCAACUACAGUUCCCAUCAUUUUAUUUAAAUUCAUCUAUGAUUUCAAAAAGAAACCCAGACUGUUGAGAAGAGAACGAUCACAGUGGAUCCAGCGUGUACAGUUGUGAUGUGUGUGGAGAUUAAGUGCUGCUGUGAUUAGUGUUUUCUUCAUUUCCUGUCCUGGUUUUAAUGAAGUGUGAAGUAUCGACACUGUUUCUGUAUGUUUACACCAAUGCUCCUGUUUCUAUAUGUUUUUUAAAUAAACAUAAUUUAAGCAAAUGAA
Molecule: messenger RNA, 2494 nt
Organism: Hippoglossus stenolepis (Pacific halibut)
Lineage: Eukaryota; Metazoa; Chordata; Actinopteri; Pleuronectiformes; Pleuronectidae
Product: CDKN2A interacting protein
Exons: 4
Coding region: 191-1156 (321 amino acids)
Cellular component (GO): nucleolus; nucleoplasm
Source: RefSeq, a predicted model, not a curated record